This is a messenger RNA of Coregonus sp. 'balchen', 351 nucleotides long. Lineage: Eukaryota; Metazoa; Chordata; Actinopteri; Salmoniformes; Salmonidae. The record is from the annotation of a GenBank genome assembly.
AUGGCCACCAUGGAGAAGAUACAGGAGCAGUUGAUCGUCAUUGUGAAGAAAGUUGGAGAUGUCACUCUGGAAGAUAUCGUGAGCAGGCUGUCUGCAUUCCUGCGCUUAACUUUGGAGAAAACCGAAGAGCUCAUUGUCUCCCUGAAAUCUCAGGAUGCGGAGAAACUCACCAUGUGGAUGAGCAACGUCUACAGCGACGCCAUCAACUCCUGUGCCAUGUAUGAUAUCACACAGCAGAUCAAGGAAGCCAAGAGAAUCAUCAGAGAAUACUGCGACCUCGUCAAACUCAAGCUUGAAGACUUCUUUGCUGAAAUGUCCAUUGAGCAGCUCAACGCUGAUAUCCAGUCCUGA